AUGUUCGCUCGGACUGUGCAUAGAGCAUUGCUCAGGCCCGUCGCCGUUGCCAGCCGCCGCAGCGUAGCAACAUUAGAAGGAAAUCCUCACAUCUAUGUCUUUCCAGACGACCGAUCAAUCAACAGCCAUAUUCUAUCUCUUCUCUCCUACGCUCCUCCCAGAGCCGAGCUUGCGGUCGGCACCACUACCAAGCUUCCCCCAACACCAGACUCGUUCACCGAGAACCACAGAUUUCUCGACAUCCUGCAAUCCGUCAUUGCACAGCAUGCAUGUGAGGAUGUGAACGUCAUAUCGCAAGCACAAGCAAUGGCCUCAACCUCCGGCUCAAGUCUCGGCUCCGGCGGAGCUUUCUUCCCACAGCAGCAGCAGAAGAGACGGGGGACAGCGUACGGCGGCGGGGGCGGGACUGGGGGGGAUGGCGCUGGGGGAGCGAGUAGCCAGGGUGGUGCUGGUGGCGGUGGACGGGGUGGCUAUAUCCACGUCUACGAUGAGAGGCAUCCACCAGACUUCGGUCGGAUACCGGACCCCGAGGAUAUCUUUGGAAGCCUUGAGGUGGAUGGGGAGGGGAAGUUUGUCGAUGGACAUGGGAGGUAUCAGAGUUCUGGGAGCUAUAGGGUUGUUACAAGAGACGGCUUGUGA
Molecule: messenger RNA, 639 nt
Organism: Letharia lupina
Lineage: Eukaryota; Fungi; Ascomycota; Lecanoromycetes; Lecanorales; Parmeliaceae
Exons: 2
Coding region: 1-639 (212 amino acids)
Source: RefSeq, a predicted model, not a curated record